AUGGAGGCAGCCCCUAGCGAGGGGGACGAUGAUCCUCGUUGGACUCAAAGUGAUGCGUUUGAGGAGGUCCACAAUGCAGAAGACCUUGGGUCCGAGGCAGACGAUGAAUCUUGUGACUUUGAAUACCUUCGCGGAUUGAAUGUGGAUGACAUUUUGAAGAAGGUUUGGGUCAGUGUGGAGACUGCAUACGAGUCUUAUCGGAGAUUUGGAAAAAUGCAUGGGUUCGGUGUGCGAAAGGGUGACUCAGGGAAAGACUGGGAGGGGAACUUGGUUAGAUAUAGGUUUUUCUGUAAUAAGGAAGACAAGACUGAUAAUUACUGGAAGGUGAGGAAACUAGUCACCGAACACAACCAUGAGUUUGCACCGGCAGGAAUGGUGCACUUGAUUGCCAAUCAUCGUGGGUUACUUGAAACGGCAAAGAGUCAGAUAGAUGGGAUGCAAGCGCAUGGUAUUGCAACGGCUAAGAUUGUAGGGUACAUGGCAGGUAUGGCUGGUGGGUACUCGUUGUUGGGAUUUCUGAAAAAGGAUGUCUACAACUACGCUGACAAACAGCGGCGCAUUAAAAUAUAUGACGGUGACGCACACUCUGCAAUUGUGUAUCUCGAGGGAAAAGCCGAGUUAGACCCGAUGGCGGUGGCAAAAUAUAGUGUGACCUGUGAUAAGAGGCUAGCGAAUCUGAUUUGGACUGACGAAGCUAGCAGAGUAGAUUAUCAAUACUUUGGUGAUGUGUUAGCCUUUGAUUCAACAUACAAGAAAAACAAAUACAAGAGACCAAUUGUCAUUUUUUCUGGAACAAACAAUCACAAGAAGACUACCAUCUUUGGGUUUGGGUUGUUGGUUGAUGAAAGUGUUGGUGCCUAUAGGUGGAUGUUGGAGACAUUGAUGGAGAUCAUGUGUGUUAAGAAGCCGGCUGUUGUUGUCACUGACGGCGACAAGGCUAUGAUAAAAGCAGUUUCUGAGGUGCUUCCAUCUGUGACCCAUCGCUUGUGUGCAUGGCAUGUAGAGAAAAAUGUCACAUCUAAUGUAAAGGAUGUCGAAUUACGUGGCUUAUUCAGGAGAUGGCUGUAUGCAGAAAUGGGGAAAGAGGACUUCGAAUCUGAAUGGGACCGUACUGCUUCUGUGUAUGGGCUACGCAAAAAGCAAUGGUCAUGCCAUAUGUAUGAUAAAAAGCAUAUGUGGGCAAGUCCUUAUUUGCGUGACAAGUUUUGCGCGGGGUAUAGGACGACAUCCAGGUGUGAAGGCAUUAACGCACAUGUGAACAAGUUCUCCAAGUCUACCCAUACAAUUUACGAGUUGGUUCAGAGCUUGGAGAUGGUCGCCCGCGAAUACCGUUAUAGGGAGUUACAGCUCCAGUUUCAGUCCAUCAACUCGGUCCCGAUUAUGACAACCUGCCUGACAAGUAUUGAGAGGCAUGCCGCUACGGUCUACACAAGAGAAGUGUUUCAGGAUGUGAAGAAGGAGAUUGAAGGGGUCGGUGCGUUGAACCAGAUUAACAAAAGGAGGAUACUUACCACAAUGAUAUACACUGUUGAGGAGUACGAGAAUCCUAAUGUGCAGAUAACAACGUCCUAUGGUUGCUCGACUAGGAAAGUUGGGCACCUUAAGGAAAUACCUGACACCCUUAUUCUGAGGAGGUGGCGAGCUGAUGCAAAAACUCCUGAACAGUACACGGAGACUUGGGGCAACGUUACAGAACACGGUGUUAUCCUCCGCCAUGGGAAGGCUAUGCGUGGAAUUCAGUCUUUAUGUAAAGAACUUGAGAUGGAUUACAAGGCAUUUCACGGCGGGGUUAGGGUCACAGGUGAAAAUGUAGCUGCAGCAGAUGCUGUCGUCAGGGACCCGGUUGUUGCUCAGCCAAAAAGAGCUCCAAAACUGGUGUCAAUUUUAUUGAACGAGAAAAAGAGGGCACGAGUGCAAGGACAUCACAGGAUUCACCGCAGGAUGUUACAGGGAAAUAAUGUAAUCGUGAUUGCCGUUAUCAAGAAAACCUAUUGUUGCAGUUCGAUUAUUGUUUGA
Messenger RNA from Arachis duranensis, 2016 nucleotides. Its product is annotated as protein FAR1-RELATED SEQUENCE 5-like. Bases 1 to 2016 code for a protein of 671 amino acids. The transcript is spliced from 5 exons. Lineage: Eukaryota; Viridiplantae; Streptophyta; Magnoliopsida; Fabales; Fabaceae. Gene Ontology annotation, biological process: regulation of DNA-templated transcription. The record is from RefSeq and is a predicted model, not a curated record.